Molecule: messenger RNA, 1104 nt
Organism: Micromonas commoda
Lineage: Eukaryota; Viridiplantae; Chlorophyta; Mamiellophyceae; Mamiellales; Mamiellaceae
Exons: 1
Coding region: 1-1104 (367 amino acids)
Biological process (GO): sulfate assimilation
Molecular function (GO): sulfate adenylyltransferase (ATP) activity
Source: RefSeq, a predicted model, not a curated record
AUGGUUGACGAGUCGAAGAAGGCCAGCGUCGUCUCCUCUUGCAACCGCACCCUCGAGCUCUCCGACAGGAACGCGUGCGACGUCGAGCUGCUCACCGUGGGUGGCUUCAGCCCUCUCACGGGCUUCAUGAACGAGGACGUGUACACUCACUGCGUCAAGGAGAUGCGCCUGCCCGGCAGCAACCUUCUCUUUGGCAUGCCCAUCGUCCUCGACACCGCCUGCGAGGACACCAAGGUUGGCGACAAGGUGCUGCUCAAGUACCAGGGCAAGGACGUCGGCGUCAUCACCGUCGAGUCCAAGUGGAAGCCCGACAAGCCCCUGGAGGCGAAGAUGUGCUACGGUACCUCCUCCAUCGAGCACCCCGGCGUGUCCAUGAUCUCCAUGGAGCGCCGCAAGUACUACAUCGGCGGCAAGGUCGAGGGUCUCUCCAAGCCCGAGCGCCCCUUCCCUUGCCCCGACCCCUCCGAGGUGCGCGCCAUGCUCCCCGCGGGUAAGGACGUCGUCGCGUUCCAGUGCCGUAACCCCAUCCACAGGGCGCACUACGAGCUCUUCACCCGCGCGCUCGACGCCGAGAACGUCGGCGAGGGCGCCGUCUGCCUCGUGCACCCCACCAUGGGUCCCACCCAGGACGACGACAUCUCCGGCCUCGUCCGUUACCACACCUACGAGGUGCUCGCCAAGGAGGUGAACAACCCCGCGAUCAGGUGGGCGUACCUCCCCUACUCCAUGCACAUGGCCGGUCCCCGCGAGGCUAUCCAGCACAUGAUCAUCCGCAAGAACUACGGCUGCACCCACUUCAUCAUCGGCCGCGACAUGGCGGGGUCCAAGUCCUCGAUCGACGGCGAGGACUUCUACGGCGCCUACGACGCCCAGGACCUCGCCAAGGCCAACGCCGCCGAGCUCGGCAUGAAGACCGUUCCCUCCCUCAACGUUGUGUACACCGACGAGGAGGGUUACGUCACCGCGGACGUCGCCGAGGCGAAGAAGCUCAGCGUCAAGAAGCUCUCCGGCACCAAGUUCCGCAAGAUGCUCCGCGGCGGCGAGGACAUCCCCGAGUGGUUCGCGUUCAAGUCCGUCGUCAAGGUUCUCCGCGAGCACCAGUAA